This is a messenger RNA of Ostertagia ostertagi, 366 nucleotides long. The record is from the annotation of a GenBank genome assembly. NCBI's taxonomy places the organism in Eukaryota, Metazoa, Nematoda, Chromadorea, Rhabditida, Trichostrongylidae.
AUGGACAUCAUCAUCGCUUCAUUCGAUUCGAUAUCGGAAGUCAACAUGGACUACACGAUCACAAUGUACUUGCACCAAUACUGGACAGAUGAGCGCCUUUCAUGGGGUACUUCAGGGCCGAUCGAAGAGAUGACUCUGAGUGGAGAGUUCUCCCAGAAUAUUUGGGUACCGGACACAUUCCUGGCCAACGACAAGCAGUCAUUCCUUCAUGAAGUCACCGAACGCAACAAAAUGCUGCGGAUCAGUGGCGAUGGCAAGAUCGCCUACGGUAUGAGGCUGACGUCAACGCUUAGCUGUUCGAUGAACCUACGCAAUUUCCCACUAGAUUCGCAAAAUUGUACGGUAGAAAUCGAGUCAUGUGAGUGA